This is a messenger RNA of Oryza brachyantha (malo sina), 1474 nucleotides long. Its product is annotated as CTD nuclear envelope phosphatase 1 homolog. Gene Ontology annotation, molecular function: phosphoprotein phosphatase activity. The record is from RefSeq and is a predicted model, not a curated record. The transcript has 5 exons. Lineage: Eukaryota; Viridiplantae; Streptophyta; Magnoliopsida; Poales; Poaceae. Bases 198 to 1202 code for a protein of 334 amino acids.
CGGGGGAAGCCGAAGCUCGCCUUCCCCUCCUCUCCUCGACGACGACGCCGCGGGGGAAGAAGACCGACAGCCAGUCCGUCCCCUAGUCGCCGUCCCCUCCCCCCCGCUCCCGCCCCUCCUCCCGGCUCGUAGGCUGUCCCGGAGCCAGCCCGUGUCCGGCGCGGCGGCGGCGCCGGCGCCGGCGCCGGGGGAGGAAGAUGGCGGCGGCCGAGUUCUUCUCGCCGGAGGAGGCGGAGGUGGGGCCGGUGCGGCAGCAGCAUCCGGGGCAGGCGGCUUUGCGGGCGGUGGUGGGGUGGCUCGCGUUCCUCCUCCAGAUCCUGCUCCAGAUCGUCCGGGGCACGCCCUCCUCCUGGGCGCAGCUCCUCUCCUUUUUAGGAAUUCGGCACCCUCUCCUCUCCACCUCCCAGGCCCAGCCGUCGCCGUCGGUCGCCUUCGUGCAGCUCCCCUCCGAGGCCCCCGCCGACGCGUCGGCCCCGCCGCCUCCGCCGCUCAAGCGGCUCACGGUAGUGCUUGAUUUGGAUGAGACUCUAGUUUGUGCAUAUGAGUCAUCAAGCCUUCCUGCUGCAUUGCGUGCCGAGGCUAUUGAAGCAGGAUUGCAUUGCUUUGACAUGGAGUGCAUAUCCGCUGAAAAGGCAAGUAAGCUGCCAUCCUUUUAUUUUUAUAAUCCGUUAAAAUCCAGGAAGUUGCUUAUGAGAUAUAUUGUUAUAAAGGACGCUGAGGGAAGACAGAGGGUGAACCAUGUCACUGUCUUUGAGCGUCCUGGUUUGCAUGAAUUUUUGCAGAGAACUAGCGAAUUUGCUGAUCUUAUUCUCUUCACUGCUGGUUUGGAAGGGUAUGCAAAACCAUUAGUUGACAGGAUAGAUGCUCACAACCGAUUGAGGAACCGACUCUAUAGGCCAUCAACUGUUACCACGGAAUACAGAGAGCAUGUAAAAGAUCUUUCUUGUUUGUCCAAAGAUUUCCGCAGAAUUGUCAUUGUUGAUAACAAUCCAUAUAGUUUCUUGCUGCAACCCUUAAAUGGAAUACCUUGCCUUACAUUCUCAGCUGGACAACCUGUUGAUGAUCAGCUUAUGGGAGUUAUAUUUCCACUCCUCAAGCACCUUUCUCUCCAAAAUGAUGUUAGACCGGCAUUGUAUGAAACAUUUCAUAUGCCAGAGUGGUUCCAAAGACAUGGGAUCCCACAAAUUGAUCAGGCAGCAUAAGUUUGGUCAGCAGGGCAGGAUUAUUAGGCGAAGGCUCAAAAGCUGCCUACACCUGUACAUAAUUUAUUCAUCCGGGCCCCUCCAUAUGAUGAACCCAUCGUUCAACACGAAGAAUGCAGAUCAGUGCUUGUAUCGUAAAUCUUAAUAUAUCGUUGUAUAGCAACCAUUUAUCGCUGACAGUUCAGAUAAUCUAACUGAGAAUUAUAAGGAUCUUUGAGUUCCUGAAGUCCUGUAAAUUUUGAUCAAGGUUCUACAGCAAUUGUUUAGUAGCA